This is a messenger RNA of Mercenaria mercenaria, 6287 nucleotides long. RefSeq lists its product as uncharacterized. The transcript is spliced from 2 exons. The coding region runs from base 274 to 1593 and encodes 439 amino acids. NCBI's taxonomy places the organism in Eukaryota, Metazoa, Mollusca, Bivalvia, Venerida, Veneridae. The record is from RefSeq and is a predicted model, not a curated record.
UAAACAUUUCAGGGUUUUAUUUCAUAAAUAAACUUACCUGACAUUACAGUGUGGAUUUCCUUUUAUUGGCCCGCAAAUUACUUUCCUUAAUCCGGAAAGUAAACUUGACGAUAUGACGUCACGUUACUUCCGGAAUAAGCCACAUGUUUCAGUUUUCCUUUUUCGGCGAAACAGUUCGCAUCGCAUUACUUUCUUGUCAAGUUGAAGUUAAAGUCUUUGGAUUUGUGUUACUUUUUGGAUUUAUUUAAGUGCCUGGAACGUUGUUUGUUCAGGAUGGCAUCUAAUUCUUCGGAAAAAGAUGAUUUAUCCGAAGGAGAACGUGUGUCGAGUGAUAAUUCAGACUCUCCGUCUUUUACGCCGAGUGACAAACACCGGGGUAGAAAAUCUUCGCACAAAGCGAAGAAAAAACAGAAAAGACAUUCUAAGUACAAAGAAUUGUCGCAGCGUUUUGAUAGACUAGAGGCUCUAGUUGAAAAAGCUUUGACUCCGAAAACAGCCGAAGAAAUAAAUUCUCGAGCACAGGAAAAAAAUGAUACCGGUGCCGGCGCCAUUACCGGAAAUGAAGAUGUUUUGUCAAUUCAUGCAAAUUCACAUGUUGGUGGAUUUUCAGACAGUGAUAAUGAAGAUUUGUCAAGUAACACGAAAAAGUGUCUUGCUGAAAUAUUUGGUGAAGAUGCAGUGGUAGGUAAGAAACCUCACAAAGAGGGCUUGGUGUUGGACGAAUCACAAAUUGAAAUUGUACAAAACAGUUUCCGCAAAGAAGAACCAAACUUUCUUACAGCUUUUUCUGAAGAAACAUUUGAACAGUUUCCCCUUGAUGAGAAUUGUGAGUCAUUCUUAAAAGUACCGUCUUUAGACUCCUUAGUUGAGUGUUGCCUAACCAAACGUUAUGGUAAUAAAGCGUCAUUUGCUAAGAAGAAAGAAAAAACUCUUUUUAAUCAGCCGUGCAAAAUGGUAGAUAAAAUAGGCUAUAAAGGCCAACAGGCCGCUAGAAUGGGAAUGGUCAUUAAUAUGUAUGUACAACAAAGCUUAGGAAAUUUGUUACAAUACAUAGAGUCCGAGGACUUUGAAAAAUCCCAAGCUGUACAACAAGUCAAGGAUAUUUAUGCCAUGUCCGCUAGGCUUCUCGACCAGGUGGGAAGAACAGGGGCCUUUCAUCACAUAAGUCGUAGGGCGGUAGCUAUGACAGAUACAGGACUCUACGAACAACACGAUAGUCUAGAGUUUUCCAACCUACCUUUAACUGGUGAUGGUGUUUUUGGUGUUGAACUUGAAGCCUUGUUGAAGUCUCGCAAGGAGAAGAAAAAGCAAGUUGAUGAUUUGAUCCCUGAUGUUCAGAAGAAGGAUCUCAAACGCAAGUUCAGUGGUACACAGACUGAAUAUAACAAACGUCCAGCGUUUGAUUCUAGGCAGAAUGAUUCUAGGCCUGCUACUUUGAGUUCCAGUAGUAAUUGGAAUAAUUUUCGCAUACCAAGAAUCACAAGAGAUUCUAGACAAGACACCAAGGGUUAUACAAAUAAACCCAGGGGAUCAUUCCAACAACGACGAGGCAGUGUUGGUAGAGGCCGGUUGGGAAAACCAGCUGAAAAGUGACAAGAUUGUUUGAAAGUUGCGCCUUUUGAACCACUGAAGUAUGCACCUUUGAAAAUGCUGACUUGGAAAACUUGUUUUUUACUUGCAAUUACAACAUUUAGAAGAUGUAGUGAUUUGCAGUCGUUGCAGUUAGGAGAAGGCAUGGUAAAUGUUCAGCGCCAUGGUGUUACAUUUUUAAGAACUGGUAUGUCAAAAACAGAACGACCAAAUCAUCAAACAAGAAAUAUAUUUGUACCAUAUUUUCCAAACAAUAAGAAGUUGGAUCCUAAACGUUCUCUAGCCUUGUAUUUGAAAAGAACUGAAUCUUUCAGACGUUCUUCUUCAGAAGAUAUUGUACAGCUGUUCUUGGCAAUAAAUAAACCACAUCAGCCUGUAACUUCGCAGACUAUUUCAAGAUGGUUGGUUAGUCUGAUAAAGUUAUGUUACAGAAAAAAGGGGAAAACAAUACAGUCGGUGAAAGGACAUUCAACUAGGAGUAUAGGUCCUUCAUGGGCUCUUUUUAAGGGUGCGUCCUUGCAACAAGUUAUGGAGGCUGCAGAUUGGUCGAAGGAGACCACUUUUACACGUCAUUAUUUGAGGAAUGUUAAUAUGAACAUGUUUGAUCAGUAAAGAACUGAUAAAUAUCUUUUCCGGCGGGCCGCCAUUAUGGAAAUUCUGUGUUUGUACUUUGGGAAGUACCUGUAUUAUGGUGUACAUACUGCUGGGACAUGUACAGUUGGUGUUAUAUACAUAGUUUUACAUAGAAUAAUGAUUAUUAUGUUAGAUGUAUCUUCAUAAUUAUAUUGUUUGAAGAUCUUCAGGAGAUGGAUAUCCAAGUAGUUUUAAGGUGAGUGGAUAUCUUCUUCUUGAUUUAGAAUUCAUUUGCCUUGUGAAGGCUUUAAAUGUAUAUAUAUAUAUGAUUGUGGUAUGAGAAGUACUAAAUGACUCCCUCCACCUAGGGUACUGCUGUGGAAUCUAAAUAUAAUCCACACUGUAAUGUCAGGUAAGUUUAUUUAUGAAAUAAAAAUGGAAAAUUUGUUCUCAAAUUGUAGUUUUAUGAAUAAAUAAUACUUACCUGACAUUACAGGUUACCCACCCACCUACCCCACAUGUCAUUUAGCUAUUCCGGCGAACUGUUUCGCCAAAAAGGAAUACUGAAACAUGUGGCUUAUUCCGGAAGUAACGUGACGUCAUAUCGUCAAGUUUACUUUCCGGAUUAAGGAAAGUAAUUUGCGGGCCAAUAAAAGGAAAUCCACACUGUAAUGUCAGGUAAGUAUUAUUUAUUUAUAAAACUACAAUUUGAGAACAAAUUUUCCAUUUUUCCUGCAUAUUUUCCAUGGCAUUAAUACACUUGCUUCACUUGCAUUGUUCGAAUGUUUCUACUUAAGUUUGCCACCUGGGCAUUUUUGUUCUUGUGAGACAUUUCUAUGCGUAGUUUCUUCUAUAGAAAACUUUAACCAAGGCAUGAAUUUGUACGCACAGGCGUAUUGGCGUAUGCCCAGGUACACGCCUGAACUGGAAAAAAUGAACACACAAUAAUCAUAAUCUAUAAAUAUACUCAAGUCAGAACUUUCUUAUUCGUCAAUAUUACAGAUAAUUAAUUCAUAUACGGUGUGUAUUGGAAAAGAAACAUGUAAUUGUGUAGAGAUCUUCGAGGUGUAUUGUUUAUAAAACGCCUCGCAUUACUUUUAAUGCACAUGUAUAAAAAUACGAAUCUUGAUAUAUAUACUUCAUGUUUUUCACGAAUUUGUUUUAAGACCAACAACAGCAGCAACAACAACGACAGUAAUAACAAUAACAAUAAUAAUAAACACAACAAAGUCAACAUUAUGAUUAUAUACAAUGGAAAGAUACCUGUAGGUUUACGGAUACUAGAGAUUUUCAGCUUACUUCGACGCGUACUGCGGACCACGGACUACGGACUUAUUAUAGGGGUUUUCUCAAACUAUAUAUGAGGAAGUUAUGCAUAACUGAACAGUUGCAUAUUUAGCAUCCGGUUCUAAUGCCGUAAUACUGUUUUCAUUCAAAAUAUCUGAGGAAAGAUAGCUAUAAGAUUUAUCAAUAUCCGUUUUAUUGUAUAUGAAUUACCAAUAUAUUUUGUCUUACAAACUUUUUUAACAGUGUGGGCGCAAUUUUAAAAGUUUUCACCCUUUUACUUUUUAUAUCGCUUUUUGAUUAAUGUCUUUCGACUACCGUAUUAAUGAACAAGAAGCUAUAGGGUCUGUAUCGCAAACUUGUUUUUUUUUUUAUUUUUUCAUUUGAAGUGCUGCAACUUAUUUAUAUGAUUGCUGUCAAUUUCGUGAGGUUCUAGCAAGUAUUCUAUAGCAGUAAAAACGGCUGUUGAUUCAACGAUCAACAUACCCUAUAAACCAGAAUUUGAACCAAUGACCUUCUGGUGAGGAGACAGACAAUCUUCCCCUGCGCCACAAGAUGUUCACCCGACACAUAUGCGUAGGGUAUCGCAACAACAUUUUUGGUAUCUAAAAUGUAUAUAGUGUAUAUUGAGGAUGGGGUUUCGUAUUGUAGCACGCGCGACGCUGAAAUGCUAUUGUGCGACGCACAAUUUGGAAUAUGCACGGUACGAUGCGUGACAUUGUAAUACACCGUGGUAAAAAAAAUGUCGCGCGUGGUAUUAUAUAUUCUUAACUAUUUCAAACCCUACAAAUUCAGUUUUAUACGAUACUGAAUUCAUUCAAUAUUCCCGGUCACCCUAUCAUGAUAUACGUGAUGGCUACAUUAUGAAUUUUUAAACCAAUAUAGACCUUGAGUUUUCAUGAGUUUAAAUCUUUGUUCAAGUUCCCUGAAGACAAGUAUCUACAUGUACACAUACCAUUUUUGCAUGUGUUCGACUUAAAAGGCUUUGUCAAUAAUGAUAAAAGGCUAGUCUCGACUUCUAAGCUUGUUGUAUCAAAUGAGCACACAGAAUUGCUCAAAUGGCGUCAUAGGAGUUGAUUAAGUCAAAAAUAUAAUUUUGUUGACAAUUCUAUGCAUUUACUGGCCAUAAAACAUUUUUGGAAUAUGAUCGGAAUUUUGACCUUGGACGCUUCCCAGGCCCUUUCUUCACAAAACAAUUUUAGUUCUCAGCUGGAUUUUAGAUUGAAAUGUUGGCAGCUAGUUUUAAUGGCACUUAAAGAUUAAAUUCCAGUUGAGACUGACAAUCCAUACUGAAUAGUCACGUGAAAAUAGUCAUGAAUUUAAAUAUUAAAUUGUAACAUGCAAUAUUGAUAUCAAUGACAAUGUUUCAUUAUCAAACUCGGCUGGGACUCAAAAUGUUUUGAAAACAGAAGCCCAGGAAUUCAGUCUUUGCGUGAUCUCAGUCAUCAAGAUCGAGCCUGCCUCGAUCAUUUUUCAAAAUCUGAUAUCAGAUUAUGUUUAUAUGAAGAUAAUAUUCUUUUUUUUUAAUUUUCAAACAUGCUGAUACACAACUAAUACAGGAUGUUGCCGCUAAAUUAUGGUAAUAUAUCGGAUCUCGUUUCGACGAGGAUGAAAGAUGCAUGUACGAGAACUUCCCGUAUGUUUUGACAAAGUGUUGAACUAAAUCAUUUAGGAUAGUCCAUUAAAACUUCUCAUGAUUUUAUGUAACAUUCUACAUUUAUCAAAAAUUAACGAAAAACAAUGACUUUUUCCACACAGAAGUCUACGAGAACACGGUAUUUAUGCCAUGCAACAAAAAAUAAACGGACGUUUGUUUUAUUCAGAAUGUAUCAAUUUUUUUCACAAUAAUAUUUUGUACUGCUUUUUUUUCUUAUGUUUUUGCUAGUCUAGGAAUCCUAUGGACGGACACAAAUUAAAACAAAACUGUUUUUUAUAGGAAUCGCUGUUAUCUUCAAAUCCAUGUUUCAAGUUGCACAUUUUAAUGCAUGAACAUAUUAAGGUGAAGUAUUAUCGUUGCACUGUGGGUUCCAAGUUGUUCCGGUCGCGCGGAAGAAAUGUCUUAAUAUCAAAACAAAAUGUUAAAGCAUACGGGUAUUUGAAGAACAUUCUUAAGGCAAGUAAAAUGUGACAGGGUAUUAAGCUGAAUCUAGAGGCAUCCUACAUGUAGACAUUAAUGUAGCCGACUCGUUUAAAUGUGACAUGUAAAAGUAAUAGAAUAUGACAUCUGAAAAUUGCGAUUACAUGAUUGUGUUAAAUGUAGCCUGUUCACUAUCCAUAUAUUUUCAAAGGUAUGUAUUGUAUUAGCAGAUGAUUAUAUCACAAUACAUAAAUUUCUACAAUGAAGGCAAAAGUUACUACACAUAUAGGUAAAAGAAACAUAUAUACCAUAGGUAUCUUUUUUCUUGCGAACCUUUAAAUAUUUUGAGAAAACCCCUACUGUAAGUACGCAGUCCGCUGUCCGCGUGGAAGUAAGUUGAAAAUCUCUACUAGUAUGUAUACAUGUGUAUGUUUUAACUAUGUGUGUUUUUGGCCGUACGGGUUCAAAUGGUAAUAUUGUAAAAUCUAAAUUUUUAAAUAUAUACGUAUAAUAUAUUUGUUUUUUUCUCUCUCUGAAAUAAUAUUUCUUUCUUCCAAUUUUCUACUGAAUAUUAUUUAGCAUUGACAAAUUGACAGUGAUGUAAGUCAGUGGCAUUUAAUGCGGUGCACUGCAGUCCUUGGGAAUUUGUUGAUCUGAUAUGAAAUAUAUAACUCCAGCUCUUAAUAAUAUCUGUAAGAAGACCCUUUAGACGCAUAGAAUGCAACCAAGUGGAAUUCUAUUUCAUAGAUAUUGAAUAUCCUCC